UAAAGCCUCGAGCGCCACUCGGACUUUUAAAGCGUGUUAUAUAACGUGCUUUCCAACUCCUCUCGGAGUGACUACAGACACCAGCCGCGUCGUACACUCCGCCCGACAUCUCUGGAAACUUUCAUCCCACUUCAACGGCUCGCACUUCCGGCAUUUUAACCUCCCGCAGGUGCCGCGCGCUAUGAGCAGUGACGUGUGUUGUUUUGCCGAAGCCCGGCGCGUGGCGAUUUUCGGUGGCACGCACGGGAACGAGAUGUCCGGCAUCAUGCUCGUGUCCAUGUGGACCAAAAACGACUUCGAGAUCCGGAGGAGCAGAGUACACAUCGAGCCCUUCAUAAGCAACCCGAGAGCUGUGGAGAAGUGCGCCAGGUACAUCGACACCGAUUUGAACCGAGCCUUCACAGAGGAAAACCUGAGCACGGCAGGUGGAGACGAGCUGCCGUAUGAAGUUCGGAGAGUCAAGGAAAUCAAUCAGAUAUUUGGACCUAAAGGAAGUCCAGAUGCCUACGAUGUCAUCAUUGACCUCCAUAACACCACAUCCAACAUGGGCUCCACGCUCAUCCUGGAGAGCUCGACAGACCACUUCACCCUUCAGAUGGUGCAUUACAUCAAAAAAGCCAUGGCUCCUGAGAGCUGCAUGGUGCUGCUGACUGAACACCCUCAACUCAAAUAUUCAACCACCCGCUCAGUGGCCAAGCACGCUGUCGGUUUUGAAGUGGGUCCCCAGCCUCAGGGAGUUUUGCGGAGCAAUAUCUUCCAGUCCAUGCGGAUGAUCGUGAAGCACGCUCUGGACUUCAUCGAGAUGUUUAAUAGCGGCGUGGAGUUUCCAGCGUGCCGUGUGGAAGUGUUCAGGGUGCACGAGAGAGUGGAUUACCCAAGAGACACUAACGGCAACAUCAGCGCUAUGGUGCAUCCUCGCUUACAGGAUUGCGAUUGGGAGCCCCUGAACCCCGGUGACCCAAUGUUCCAAACAUUCGACGGGAGGACCAUCGUGUACGAGGGAGCCGGUCCCGUCUACCCGACGUUUAUUAACGAAGCCGCGUACUACGAGAAGAACCAGGCCUUCAUCACAACCUGCAGGGAAACCGUAGCUGUUAAUUCCAUUCGGAAAAGCACCCAAUAACCAUAAAAGCACCCGAUAACCGUGACCAUAAGAAAAAGAAAGUCGAUCUCUAACUGACAGGCAUUCUGCCAUGCCUGAAAACUACAACUACUCUCAUUUAUAUAUAUAUUUAUAUAUAUAUUUACAGUUUUUACAGAAAUGCUUCAUCUAUAAUAAUAAUUCAAACUAAGUCAGGUUAAUGAUUUAUUUACAAUUUCAAAGAAAAGAAAAAAAAGUUGAAUAUUUUUAUAUUAGUUUUAAGGUUUGUCAUAGCUAACCUUUUUUUUUUUUUUUUAAACCGGUAUUUCAUGGUGCAGUUUACAAGAAUAUUUAUAAAAUUCUAACGUUCAAUCACACGCGUUUAUAUUUAUACUUACAUUCCCAGGCAAUUUUUAUACUUUACCAAACGGAACAUGUGAAAUAUGUAAAGCUGUAAAAGCUAUAAAAAUCGACUGACUCGCGUCGUAGCGUUUCGAAAGCUCGUAGCUUCCGGCGCGUUUUUCAACGUGCCUUCGCUGACUUCCUGUAAAGACUCGGAAGCGUGUAUCGCCUACGUAAGGAGUAAAAGGUAUGCGGUGAGGCAUACGUACGGUUGAAUCUGUUACGAACAAGUCGUCAUGUUUUAACUGUUUAUAGUAAUCUUGUGUAGCUAUGCGAAGGAAGUAACGGAGUCGAGUAUUUUAUUGGCCCUGUUUAAGUUUAUCGAGAGCGUUUUUGGGAAGGAAACUGUACGUUCUAUCAAAGUCUGCAGUCAGGUCGCUCGAUCGUUCGGCCAGAAGUCGAUCGUUCGCCGUCGGCCAUCGUUGAGCAUCCGUGGCGGAUUGUUGUGCGCAGUUUUGCGGUGUUCUUACCUGGAGGAAGAGUUCUCUGGUUGGCUGUUUUAGGUUGAUUCCAUGAUUACGUUAGCAUUUAGCCUUGUAAAUCUUAAACGUUUUACAAUAUUGAAUCUAAGAAAACAUGCGUUCAGACUUUCUGGAAUGUGUCCAGAUUUGUUUAUUCUGUAAGGUUUCUUUGUUAUGUUUUGUUUUUAAAUGAGUUGAAAUGAAUCCCGCUGAGCAUAGGAUGAGAAUCGGUGUCAUUGGAAAGAAGAAGGAAGGACUUCCUGAUCUUCAGGAAAUUUCCUGGUGAACUUCCGGUUGAACGCGUGACUUGUGGAAUAGUCUAAAUAUUCCGUCGGGGUGACGUGGAAUGAGUGAACGUUCAUAAACUGUCAUGGAAAAUGAUGUUUCAAGUGUGAGACGCUGAAGGGUUUCAUGCUUUAAUGCAGAAUUAAUAUGAUUUCUGAAGUAUCUUCAUGCCAUCGAGAUUCUAUUCCAUGGUAAGGUGUAGUAAUAGUGGGCUUGGAUGGGCAAAAAUGUGUUUUUAUAAAUGCUUUACGAUAUUUAUCAGGAAAACGCCCCUAGUUUGUUGUGAAUGACACUUCAAAUGUCUUUUACCUUACGUACAGUAUGUAUUUAAUUCUACUAUAUGUAAUAUCACAAAUGGCACCCCAAUCAUGGAGUCACCCUUUAGCUUAGCCAAUCAGACCAGGAGAAGAGAAACAGAAACUAGCCAAGCCAGUCACUGUCUAGACGGUCUCUAAAGUUACUUUUACAUGUCCGCUUGUUCUGUUUUCACUUCUGCUCCACUGAUCUAGAAAGCAUUAUUUAUAUCUUUGGCCUUUUAAACUGGUUACCUAGUUCGUUUGGCUGUGUAUGCUUCUGCGAUACGUCAGUGGUCAGCUGUCGGUCUUGCCACGCGUUCGAGUACUGGUGCUAAUUUUGUACUCUAACAAACUUCACUCGGCCUAGCAAAGUUACCCAAGUCAAGUCAUCGAAGGCAUGUAGGAAUGCAGACUGAAGGGGAAAAUAGAUCCCGGACCACUUACAUAUUCAUUCUGGGGGGGAAUGUGUUUCCUUUGUUUUCGUCGCACUGCAAAUUACAACCUCAUCCUAUAUACUUCUACUUCACGCACAACGAAUGAACCUGUGAUCAAAAACAAACGUACAGCCUUAAAGAUUUGACCGUCGUACUCUUAACCUGUGACGACUUGAGAACGAUUUCUCUGAAUUAUCGUUAAUGUUCUGCUAAUUUAGCAAAUUUCCGGACGGAUCGGAAGCGUUUCGGUCCGUGCGUUAUCGGCCGUGCGGACUUGUAUGAUUAGUCCGUUGUGGCGUUUGUGACUUUGCGUCGUCUUUUGUGCGAUUUUAGUGCUUGUGUAAAGCAGGCUUGGUUCAAGCGGUGGUGUCAAAAUGGGAACGGAUUGAAAAGUGCCCACACGGUCGUAUCCGUCGCGCACGCUUAACACAGAAAUGUGGGUUUUGACUAAUGUUGGAUAAAGUAACACUAUUAACAACGAAUUACAUUUUUAUUUAAUGGCAAAAUGCUCACUGACCUAUGCAAGGAAUAUUAUGUUCUCAGUAAUGUAGCACAAAUAUAGUGCUUAUGGACAAUCUGUUCAAUGUUAAAGAUGUUAAACCCGGAUAUGUGCGACGUAUCCAUUUCAAAUUAGAUUAUAUACUGUAUAUUUUAGUAAGUUAAAUCACGUACAUAUUUUUUUUUAAAUGAGAUUUUUAUUAGAUUACUUUAGAUUAUAAGUAAUGAGCCGUAUGUAUGUUUUAAGCUACUGUCUGGUUUUUCCCCCCUCUUUGGUUUUGGAUUGCACAUAUUUAACAGGAAGAAAAAAAAAAACAAGAAUAAAUAUUUCAUAUUUUGA
Ictalurus furcatus (blue catfish) is the source of this 3797-nucleotide messenger RNA. RefSeq names its product aspartoacylase (gene aspa). Gene Ontology annotation, molecular function: hydrolase activity, acting on ester bonds; hydrolase activity, acting on carbon-nitrogen (but not peptide) bonds, in linear amides. Lineage: Eukaryota; Metazoa; Chordata; Actinopteri; Siluriformes; Ictaluridae. The transcript is spliced from 6 exons. The record is from RefSeq and is a predicted model, not a curated record. Bases 182 to 1123 code for a protein of 313 amino acids.